Molecule: messenger RNA, 1676 nt
Organism: Prosopis cineraria
Lineage: Eukaryota; Viridiplantae; Streptophyta; Magnoliopsida; Fabales; Fabaceae
Product: WAT1-related protein At5g64700-like
Exons: 8
Coding region: 255-1280 (341 amino acids)
Cellular component (GO): plasma membrane
Molecular function (GO): transmembrane transporter activity
Source: RefSeq, a predicted model, not a curated record
AAAUAUGUAAUUAGAGAAGGGAAGAUGAAGAAGACGCGCUCAGAGGAAGGUGAGGGUGGUCCCCAACAUGAAAAGCAGGUCAUCAUCUUCAUCACCACACACACACGCCACCGUAUGUCCUUCUCCAACUUGUCCCUUUGAUUGCCCAUAAAAGCCGGAACUUGUGUGCUCUCUUAACACUCCAUCCCACACCUCCCUCCCUUCUAUCCCUAUAUCUCACUCAUCCAUCACUCGAACCCUCACAGCCCAUAUCCAUGGAACCAAACAAGCCCUAUCUGGUCGUCCUCAUAGUUCAAACAAUUUAUGCUGCCAUGUUCCUGCUCUCUAAAGCUGCCUUCGACCACGGCAUGAACAAUUUCAUCUUCGUCUUCUAUCGACAGGCCGCUGCCACCAUUUUCCUCGCCCCUCUCGCUUUCUUUUUCGAACGGAAAAAUGCACCGCCCUUGCCAUUCGCGACCUUCUGCAAGAUAUUCUUUCUUUCCUUCUUGGGGAUAACCAUGAGCCUGGACAUUUAUGGGAUUGCGCUUGUUUACACGUCUGCAACUUUGGCUGCUGCUACUACUAACUGCCUUCCCGUCAUCACUUUUUUCUUUGCCCUUCUGCUCAGGAUUGAAAGUCUGAAAGCGAAAACAGCACCUGGGAUUGCAAAGAUGGUAGGAAUAGUGGCAUGCUUGGGCGGUGCGGCAACCCUCGCCUUUUACAAAGGACCUCACUGGCAACUUUUGGGGCAUCAUCACAUUUUGGGGUAUUCUCAUUCCAAUGCACGAGCUCAUAGUGUUCCAUCUGGCACCUGGAUAAAGGGUUGCUUCUUCAUGCUCCUCUCCAACACCUGUUGGGGGCUAUGGCUCGUACUGCAGGCCUUUGUCAUAAAAGGGUACCCUUCAAAGUUGCUUCUCACAACUCUACAGUGUUUCUUAAGCUCUAUUCAGUCUUUUGCCAUCGCCUUUGCCGUGGAAAGGGACAUUCAGCAAUGGAAGUUGGGUUGGAAUGUCAGACUCCUUGCCGUGGCUUACUGCGGAAUAAUGGUAACGGGGGUGACAUUCUACUUGCAAACAUGGGUUAUAGAGAAGAAAGGGCCGGUGUUUCUGGCCAUGUCGACUCCACUGGCUCUCAUCAUAACCAUCUUCUCAUCAGCAAUUCUGCUAGGCGAGAUCAUUAGUUUAGGAAGCCUAUUAGGAGGAUUGAUCUUGGUGAUAGGACUAUACAGUGUGCUGUGGGGAAAGAGCAGAGAGCAAAUGCCCAAAGCCUCACGUGACUUAGAGGUGGCAUCAGGAGUGUGAUCGUGCUAGAACGGUGGGGCAUCCGGACCUGUGUAUAUACAUAUAGGUGUGAAUGAAAAUCAAGGGGUGUCGAAUUGCGGAAUUGGUCCAUGUUGUCGAAAUUGUCUCAGACUUCGCAUUAUGGUGGACACUUUGUUGCCAAGAAGAUCAUGAACUUAGUAAUCAAAAACUGAAUCUACACUGCUUUCAGAGCUUCGUGCGAUGUUUUUAUCAAAAGACAUAACUCUCCCUAUAUUGUAAUACUUUUACUCAGCUUGUUGUCUUAGAGGGUAAUCUUUACUUUUCAAGGCAUGGUUUUUCUCCUUGUUUAUCUGAUAGUAUUUCCGUUGUACUUUUAAACAUUUUGGUUAUUAAUAUAUCCUUUUAUUUGUUUCCUUCCAAAAAAAAAAAAAGAAG